Messenger RNA from Argiope bruennichi, 2106 nucleotides. RefSeq names its product cell division control protein 45 homolog (gene Cdc45). Gene Ontology annotation, cellular component: DNA replication preinitiation complex. The record is from RefSeq and is a predicted model, not a curated record. Gene Ontology annotation, molecular function: single-stranded DNA binding; chromatin binding; DNA replication origin binding. Gene Ontology annotation, biological process: mitotic DNA replication preinitiation complex assembly; DNA replication initiation; double-strand break repair via break-induced replication. Lineage: Eukaryota; Metazoa; Arthropoda; Arachnida; Araneae; Araneidae. The transcript has a single exon. Bases 116 to 1765 code for a protein of 549 amino acids.
GAAGUUUGGCGCUGUUUUUAAUGUUUACAAGAUAGACGUUUUCCGUGGAUUCCUGAAGAAGGAUCUGAUUUUCACUUGUAAAAACAAGCAUAAUUGUUUUUGAUAUUUUAGCUUAAUGUUCGUAACGGACAUCCGUACCGAUUUCUACGAUGUUAUUGCAGGAAGCAGAGUAUUAUUAUUGGUCGGGUGUGACGUUGAUGCUGUUUGUGCGACUAAAAUAUUGCAGUAUUUGUUUCAGUGUGACAAUGUUCUAUAUACUUUAAUACCCGUGUACGGAAAAGCAUCUUUAAUAGAAGCUUUUGCGCAACAUAAAGGUCAAGCAAAAUGUGUUGUGAUGCUGAACUGUGGAGCUAAAAUAGAUAUCGUGGAAGUACUGGAACCGCCUGAUGACAUGGUAUUUUUUGUUGCCGACAGCCACCGACCUGUGAAUGUUUACAACGUAUAUAGCGAGUCGCAGAUUCGAUUACUUAUGAAUUUAGAAGACUGUGAAGGCAUCCCCGCUUAUAAUGACAUAUUUAGGGAUUCAGAUAGUGAAGACGAAGACGAUGCAUCGGGAGUGUCCAGUGCUGAACUGAUUAUGAAGAGACGUGAAAGACGGAUGUGGGAAGAAAAUCGAAAUAAAAUUAUGUUCGAUUAUUCCCAAAUCAGCUAUUAUGGUGAACCUUCUUCCAUAUUGAUGUUUAAUCUAGCUUGGAAAAUGUCAAUGGAUAACAAUGAUCUUCUAUGGUGGGCAAUUGUUGGCCUCACUGAACAGUUAGUUAUGAAUAAAAUUGAGCAGGACAGAUACAUUAUGUGUGCAACAGCAUUACAGAGUCAUGUAUCCCGUCACAAUCGUUUAGAGAGUGGAGCAAUGAAUACAACUAGCAGUAUGAAGAUAACAUUUGAUAAGGAACUUAAUCUAGCCUUGUACAGACAUUGGUCAUUAUACGACAGUAUCAUGCAUUCAAAAUACACAGCCUGCAAGUUUAAAUUAUGGAGCUUCAAAGGGCAAAAAAGAAUGCUUGAAUUUCUUGCUGAAAUUGGACUGCCUUUAUUUCAGUGUAAACAGAAAUUUUUCAGCAUGGAUAUGAAUUACCGUAACAAUGUCAGUGCAUGGAUGGAAGAUAUGUCAGAAAAAUACAAAUUAGAUAAAAUAGUUUAUGGUGCUUUCAUUGCUCAGUAUGGCUUUAAGGGCAAAUUCAAUGCGACAGAUGUUGUUUUAACUAUUAAUGCCUUAUUGGAAUCAAUUGAUAAAGAAAGGAGUGUAACUGACAAAUUUCAUGAUGCACUCAAUGCGAUGAGUAAGGGAGAAAUCAAUGUUAUAAAAAAAGGAAUUGAAUUGGCAAAAUUGAGGUUAAUUGCAAUAUUCCGCCAAGUGCAAGUGUUUAUUGACAUGAAGCAAAUCAUAAAACCUGGACCAUUUAUGUAUGCCAUUGUACCGAACACCACUUAUGAUAGCAAGUAUUUUAGCCACCCUGGUUGUCUGUCGAUGCUUGCCCAUUUCACACUAGAAGCGCAUGUCAAUAACAGUCACAACCGGCGUAUUGGAUCAUUACCUUUGAUAUUGUUUGCACAAGAUGAUAAUGACUCAGAUCGGUAUCUGGUCAUCGGUGUGCCACCUCUUUCAACACUUUCGCCUAAAAAUUUUUUUGCAAAGGCUUUUGAACAGGCAGCAGAACAGUGUAGAAUAAAUAUUUCACAGGAUCUUUUCUUUGAUUCGGUUGUUUAUAUUCAUAGAAAUGAUCAAGCUAAAUUUCUAGGUGCUUUGUUUUUAUUAUUGAGUUAAUGGAAAUUCUUUUGGCAUAAUUAUUUGUGUCGUGUAUAUAAAUAUUUAAUUUAUUUCUAUAAAAUUAUACUGAAUGAAGCCAACAUUAUUUCAAAUAUAUGUAUAGUGUAAUGUGACAAAUUAUUAUUUUUAUCAUCAUAUGUUUAGUAUUUAUGAAUUGAUAGUUGCUGAAAUUGGGUGGCAUAUGAGGUUUUACAUAUGUAUUAUAAGUUUAUGUCCUUCUAAUCCUUAAUAAAUCAAAACAUACUGUAAGCUUACUUUUUAAAUUGUGGAUUCUUAUAAAAAAUUUCUGAUAUUGUAAAAAUUUUUUGUAGGUCUGUUUUCUUUUCAGUUCUCAGAAA